Coffea eugenioides is the source of this 651-nucleotide messenger RNA. RefSeq lists its product as uncharacterized. Bases 1 to 651 code for a protein of 216 amino acids. The record is from RefSeq and is a predicted model, not a curated record. The transcript has 4 exons. NCBI's taxonomy places the organism in Eukaryota, Viridiplantae, Streptophyta, Magnoliopsida, Gentianales, Rubiaceae.
AUGCGUGAUGAUAUUGACAAUCCUAGGUUGGAGGAGGUUCCCUCCUUAGAGGAGGUGCGUCAGGUGAUAUUUGCGAUGGAUGGUGACAGCGCGGCUGGCCCGGAUGGUUUCUCUAGCAAAGUCUUCACGACUGCCUGGGAGGUGGUGGCUCACGAUGUGUAUAAGGCGAUUCUGAGCUUCUUCUGUGGUGCGGAACUGCCUCACUUCAUCACAGCGAUAUCUAUUGUUCUUCUACCCAAGAAAUUGAACCCUGAUGAUUUCACCCAGUUUCGCAAAAUUAGUGUUUGUAACUUUCUCAAUAAAGUUAUUUCGCGCAUUAUGGAACUGAUGUCUGAAAUGGGAAAGAAGUGUAGGGGUGGUAACCUGGCUCUCAAGCUAGAUAUGGCUAAGUGCUUAUUAAUGGCGUAUCCUAUGGGUUCUUCAAAUCUUCCAGGGGUUUGCGUCAGGGGGACCUACUAUCGCCGGCGUUAUUUAUUAUUGGCUCGGAGGUUCCCGGCAUUUAGGGUGUCGAGGCACUGUCCUCCUGUUGCUCAUUUGGCAUUUGUGGACGAUGUCAUCAUCUUUGCUAAUGGGGGUGCAGCCUCGCUCAAGAAGGUCAUGCAGAUACUGGAGUGGUACCAGCAUGACUUGGGUCAGUUGGUGAACGUGUAG